Molecule: messenger RNA, 2729 nt
Organism: Balaenoptera acutorostrata (minke whale)
Lineage: Eukaryota; Metazoa; Chordata; Mammalia; Artiodactyla; Balaenopteridae
Gene: FICD
Product: FIC domain protein adenylyltransferase
Exons: 3
Coding region: 166-1542 (458 amino acids)
Molecular function (GO): protein binding
Source: RefSeq, a predicted model, not a curated record
GGCAAAGGUCCCCGGAGCCGGCGGCCAGCCGAGACUGCGAGUGCUGAGAAGGCGACUGCAGAGUGCUGAAAAGGCGACAGCAGAGCAGGGCCGGGUAGUGGCGCGAGAUCCUGCUCUCUCCCAGGCCACUGUGGACAUGUGCAAGGGGCCCACCCCUUGGUCCAGAUGACACUCAUGUCGAUGGCUUCAGUGAUGGCGGUGACUGAACCAAAAUGGGUCUCAGUCUGGGGCCGCUUCCUGUGGGUGAUACUGCUGAGCAUGGUGCUGGGCUCCCUGCUGGCCCUGCUGCUGCCGCUGGGGGCCAUGGAGGAGCAGUGUCUGGCUGUGUUCAAAGGCUUCUACCUGCUCAGGAGCAAGUUGGACAGGACCCAGCCUGCCAUCACCAAGUGCACCAGCCCGUCCACGGAGCUCAGUGUCACCUCCAGGGAUGCAGCACCGCUGGUGGUCAAGACCAAGGCCUCUCCAGCCAACAAGUUAGAAGCCAAAGCAGCUUUGAACCAAGCCCUGGAAAUGAAACGCCAGGGCAAGCGGGAGAAAGCCCACAAGCUCUUCCUGCAUGCCCUCAGCAUGGACCCGGGCUUCGUGGACGCGCUUAAUGAGUUCGGCAUCUUCUCAGAAGAGGACAGGGACAUCAUCCAGGCUGACUACCUGUACACCAGAGCGCUGACCAUCGCGCCCCACCACAAGAAGGCGCUGGUCAACCGCGACCGCACGCUGCCGCUGGUGGAGGAGAUCGACCAGCGGUACUUCAGCAUCAUCGACAGCAAAGUGAAGAAGGUCAUGUCCAUCCCCAAGGGCAACUCGGCACUGCGCCGGGUCAUGGAGGAGACGUACUACCACCACAUCUACCAUACAGUGGCCAUCGAGGGCAACACUCUCACCCUCUCAGAGAUCAGGCACAUCCUGGAGACCCGCUACGCCGUGCCAGGGAAGAGCCUGGAGGAGCAGAAUGAGGUCAUCGGCAUGCACGCGGCCAUGAAGUAUGUCAACACGACGCUGCUCUCCCGCAUCGGCUCUGUCAGCAUCGGCGACGUGCUGGAGAUCCACCGGCGGGUGCUGGGGUACGUGGAUCCCGUGGAAGCCGGCCGCUUCCGCACGACACAGGUCCUGGUGGGCCACCACGUCCCGCCCCACCCUCAGGAGGUGGAGAAGCAGAUGCAGGAGUUCACCCAGUGGCUCAACUCAGAGGACGCUAUGAACCUGCACCCAGUGGAGUUUGCGGCCCUGGCACACUAUAAACUCGUCUACAUCCACCCCUUCAUCGACGGCAACGGAAGGACCUCGCGCCUGCUCAUGAACCUCAUCCUCAUGCAGGCGGGCUACCCGCCCAUCACCGUCCGCAAGGAGCAGAGGUCCGAGUACUACCACGUGCUGGAGGUGGCCAACGAAGGCGACGUGAGGCCGUUCAUCCGCUUCAUUGCCAAGUGCACGGAGACCACCCUGGACACCCUGCUCUUUGCCACCACGGAGUACCCUGUGGCACUGCCAGAGGCCAGACCCAACCACUCUAGGUUCAAGGAGACGCUGCCUGUGAAGCCCUAACGCUCCAAAUCCUCCCUUGGUGGCAAAGGAUGUCCCAGGGGGGAAUAAAUCCAAGAAACUCAGCAUUUCUAGAAACCUAGUCAUCUCCCAGAGCAAGAGGAAGAUGGGUAAGGAACUUAAACAUUCUUUCUAAAAGCAUUCUUUCCAAAUGCUUCUUUAAAGAAGAAAACUAAAUUAUUAAGCCUUGUCCCUAAGGUAACUUAUAAUUGAGCCCAGUUAUUUAUUUCCCUCUGAGCUGGUAAUGUGUGGUGUCAGCUGUCUGUGCUGGUGGCCCCGAUCCUUGGGGUGGCCCCAGCAGGCUUUGGGGGCAUCAGUGCUCCUUAUGUGACCAGAACACAGGUUCUGGAGCAGAAUCUGCACUGCGGUGGGGGAGCUGUGGGAUGAGGUCCGGAGGAGUAACUCCUUGCAGCCCUUUCUGGAACCGGCCCCGAGGGUCCGUGACUACCUGAGAGAAGUCAGCACGGCUGAGGAGAACCCGGUCGCAGCUCUGAGAAGUGACUGAAAGCUUCCUUGCGUACAGGUGUUGGCUCCCCUACCAAGAGGUUAGUGUUGUGACUAAUCCUUACCGGCAGAGCAAGUUUCUGAGAGAUGAAAUGAACGUUUACAAUAUAUCUAGUUAGAUACCUCACUUAUUUCAAGGAAGAUUCUUUGAGCCAUAGUUUGCAAACUCCGGUACCAGAGGCUGUUAUUUUGCCACAUCGACCGUUUCUCUAAUUAAGAACAGGGGCAUGGCUGUCCUGGGUUCUUUGUAUUGAUGUUUCUCACAUUUGCAGCAAUUCAGACCAGAUGUUUCAGUCUAAAGGUUCUUCUGGGUUUGUCACUUAACAAAUCCUGCUGCAAAUCAGGCAUUAGGACACAUCUGAAGACAGACGCCUAGUCAGUACCCAACAAGCAUUUGUGAGGAGUCGGAGCGGCAGUUCACAGGAGCCGAGAAACACCUUUGAUCGCAGCCAGGAUGCGUCCCUUUAAUCCACUCACCUGCCCCCACAGCCAUUGUCCCCUCGGGGAAGCGGAGCAGAUUGCUUUGGAGUGGCCUUAUGUUCCUAGCAACUUGUUAAAGGAUAAAAUGUUACAUGUAACAAAGCCAAGUUUCCAAGUUGGCUGCUGCUGUUUAGUCUGAAUGGCUGGAAGCCAUUGGGUCCCUUUUCCAGUGACCGAGCUGGCGAUGUCUAACACUGUACGCACUU